Messenger RNA from Petromyzon marinus (sea lamprey), 8221 nucleotides. Lineage: Eukaryota; Metazoa; Chordata; Hyperoartia; Petromyzontiformes; Petromyzontidae. The record is from RefSeq and is a predicted model, not a curated record.
AAAGCCACGCCCAAUCACUCAAUGUCAGCGCACGAUUCAUUAACAUAAAUUAUUCAACGGGAGGGCGUAAACUCGCUAGUGACGUCAUAUCAUCUCCCCCGCCGCGCGAUUCCUCGUGACGUCACGAGAUCCCGGAAAGCUGCUCGCCAACCGAGAUCCGAGGCCCGGAAAAUUCGUGACAAGGAUUCGGAGCCGUUUCCUGUUCAAGUUGGCGUGUGACAGGAAUUCCCUCUGGCCACAACCAUUACGCUGCAAGUUCCUCUGCCACUUUGCUGGACAGAAUUGGUCAUAUGGAGCGAAAACAAUCAGCGGGACAGAAACCAUUCAAGUGCACGGUGUGUGGGAAGGCGUUUGCACAUCCAUCAUAUCUUCAGGUCCACCAGAGAACACACACGGGAGAGAAACCCUUCAAGUGCACUGUUUGUGGGAAGUCCUUUGCAUGGUCAUCAAAUCUUAAAACACACCAGAGAACGCACACGGGAGAGAAACCCUUCAAGUGCACUGUGUGUGGGAAGGCAUUUGCGGAUUCAUCAGCUCUUAAAAGACACCAGAGAAGACACACAGGAGAAAAACCCUUCAAGUGCAUUGUGUGUGGGAUGGCAUUUGCAGAGUCAUCACCUCUUAAAAUACACCAGAGAAUACACACAGGAGAAAAACCCUUCAAGUGUACUUUGUGUGGGAAGGCGUUUGCACAUCCAUCAUAUAUUGAGGUCCACCUGAGAACACACACGGGAGAGAAACCCUUCAAGUGCACUGUGUGUGGGAAGGCGUUUGCAACGUCAUCACAUCUUAAAAUACACCAGAGAAGUCACACAGGAGAGACACCCUUCAAGUGCACUGUUUGUGGGAAGGCCUUUGCAAAGUCAUCCCAUCUUAAAACACAUCAGAGAAUACACACAGGAGAGACGCCCUUCAAGUGCACUGUUUGUUGGAAGGCCUUUGCAUGGUCAUCAAAGCUUAAAACACACCAGAGAACACACAUGGGAGAGAAACCCUUCAAGUGCACUGUGUGUGGGAAGGAAUUUUCACUGUCAACAUAUUUUAAAAACCAUCAGCGAACACACGUAGGAGAAAAACCCUUAAAGUGCACUUGCACAGUGUGUGGGAAGGCGUUUGCACAUCCAUCACUUCUUAAAAGACACCAGAGAAGUCACACAGGAGAGACACCCUUCAAGUGCACUGUGUGUGGGAAGGCGUUUGCAGAGUCAUCACAUCUUAAAAGACACCAGAGAAUACACACAGGAGAAACACCCUUCAAGUGCAUUGUGUGUGGGAAGGCCUUUGCACAGUCAUCAGGUCUUAAAACACACCAGAGAAUACACACAGGAGAAACACCCUUCAAGUGUACUUUGUGUGGCAAGGCAUUUGUUAAUUCAUCAAUUCUUCAGGGCCACCAGAGAACACACACAGGAGAAAAACCAUUCAAGUGCACUGUGUGUGGGAAGGCGUUUGCACAGUCAUCAUUUCUUAAAAGACACCAGAGAAUACACACAGGAGAAACACCCUUCAAGUGCACUGUGUGUGGAAAGGCCUUUGCACAGUCAUCACAUCUUAAAACACACCAGAGAAAACACACAGGAGAGACACCCUUCAAGUGCACUGUGUGUGGGAAGGCGUUUACAGAGUCAUCUCAUCUUAAAAGACACCAGAGAAUACACACAGGAGAAACACCCUUCAAGUGCACUGUGUGUGGGAAGGCCUUUGCACAGUCAUCAGGUCUUAAAAGACACCAGAGAAUACACACAGGAGAAACACCCUUCAAGUGUACUUUGUGUGGCAAGGCAUUUGCACAUUCAUCAAUUCUUCAGGGCCACCAGAGAACACACACGGGAGAGAAACCCUUCAAGUGCACUGUGUGUGGGAAGGCGUUUGCAGAGUCAUCACAUCUUAAAAUACACCAGAGAAGUCACACAGGAGAGACACCCUUCAAGUGCACUGUGUGUGGGAAGGCCUUUGCAAAGUCAUCACAUCUUAAAACACACCAGAGAAUACACACAGGAGAAAGACCCUUCAAGUGCACUGUGUGUGGGCAGGCGUUUGCACAUUCAUCACUUCUUAAAAGACACCAGAGAAUACACACAGGAGAAACACCCUUCAAGUGCACUGUGUGUGGGAAGGCCUUUGCAAUGUCAUCGCAUCUUAAAACACACCAGAGAAAACACACAGGAGAGACACCCUUCAAGUGCACUGUGUGUGAGAAGGCGUUUGCAUAUUCAUCAAUUCUUCAGGGCCACCAGAGAACACACACGAGAGAGAAACCCUUCAAGUGCACUGUGUGUGGGAAGGAAUAUUCACUGUCAACAUAUCUUAAACAACACCAGCGAACGCACACGGGAGAGAAACCCUUCAAGUGCACUGUGUGUGGGAAGGAAUUUUCACUGUCAACAUAUCUUAAAAAACACCAGCGAACACACACAGGAGAAAAACCCUUAAAGUGCACUUGCACUGUGUGUGGGAAGGCGUUUGCACAUUCUUCAAGUCUUAAAACACACCAGAGAAUGCACACAGGAGAAACACCCUUCAAGUGCACUGUGUGUGGGAAGGCGUUUGCAUGGUCAUCACAUCUUAAAAGACACGAGAGAAUACACACAGGAGAGAAACCCUUCAAGUGCACUGUGUGUGGGAAGGCGUUUGCAUGGUCAUCACAUCUUAAAACACAUCAGAGAACACACACAGGAGAAACACCCUUCAAGUGCACUGUGUGUGGAAAGGCAUUUGCAUGGUCAUCACAUCUUAAAAUACACCAGAGAACACACACAGGAGAAACACCCUUCAAGUGCACUGUGUGUGGGAAGGCGUUUGCACAUUCAUCAUAUUUAAAAAAACACCAGAGAACACACACGGGAGAGAAACCCUUCAAGUGCACUGUGUGUGGGAAGGCAUUUGCAAUGUCAUCACGUCUUAAAACACACCAGAAAAUACACACAGGAGAAACACCCUUCAAGUGCACUGUGUGUGGGAAGCCCUUUGCACAGUCAUCACAUCUUAAAAGACACCAGAGAAUACACACAGGAGAGACACCCUUCAAGUGCACUGUGUGUGGGAAGGCCUUUGCACGGUCAUCACAUCUUAAAAGACACCAGAGAAUACACACAGGAGAAACACCCUUCAAGUGCACUGUGUGUGGGAAGGCGUUUGCAAUGUCAUCACAUCUUAAAACACACCAGAGAAUACACACGGGAGAGAAACCCUUCAAGUGCACUAUGUGUGGGAAGGUGUUUGCAGAGUCAUCACAUCUAAAAACACACCAGAGAAUACACACGGGAGAGAAACCAUUCAAGUGCACUGUGUGUGGGAAGGCGUUUGCACAUUCUUCAAUUCUUCAGGUCCACCAGAGAACACACACGGGAGAGAAACCCUUCAAGUGCACUGUGUGUGGGAAGGCAUUUUCAAUGUCAUCACAUCUUAAAACACACCAGAGAAUACACACAGGAGAAACACCCUUCAAGUGCACUGUGUGUGGGAUGGCGUUUGCACAGUCAUCACUUCUUAAAAGACACCAGAGAAUACACACAGGAGAAACGCCCUUCAAGUGCAUUGUGUGUGGGAAGGCAUUUGCACAGUCAUCACAUCUUAAAACACACCAGAGAAUACACACAGGAGAAACACCCUUCAAGUGCACUGUGUGUGGGAAGGCGUUUGGACAUUCAUCACAUCUUAAAAGACACCAGAGAAUACACUCAGGAGAAACACCUUUCAAGUGCACUGUGUGUCGGAAGGCCUUUGCACAGUCAUCAAAUCUUAAAACACACCAGAGAAUACACACAGGAGAAACACCCUUCAAGUGCAUUGUGUGUGGGAUGGCGUUUGCAUAUUCAUCACUUCUUAAAAGACACCAGAGAAUACACACAGGAGAAACACCCUUCAAGUGCACUGUGUGUGGGAAGGCAUUUGCAAUGUCAUCGCAUCUUAAAACACACCAGAGAAUACACACAGGAGAAACACCCUUCAAGUGCACUGUGUGUGGGAAGGCAUUUGCACAUUCAUCACUUCUUAAAAGACACCAGAGAAAACACACAGGCGAAAAAUCCUUCAAGUGUACUUUGUGUGGCAAGGCAUUUGCCUGGUCAUCAACUCUUCAGGGCCACCAGAGAACACACACGGGAGAGAAACCCUUCAAGUGUACUUUGUGUGACAAGGCAUUUGCACAGUCAUCACAUCUUAAGACACACCAGAGAAUACACACAGGAGAAACACCCUUCAAGUGCACUGUGUGUGGGAAGGCGUUUGCACAGUCAUCACAUCUUAAAACACACGAGAGAAUACACACAGGAGAAACACCCUUCAAGUGCACUGUGUGUGGGAAGGCGUUUGCACAGUCAUCACAUCUUAAAACACACCAGAGAAUACACACAGGAGAGAAACCCUUCAAGUGCACUGUGUGUGGGAAGGUGGUUGCAGAGUCAUCACAUCUUAAAACACACCAGAGAAUACACACAGGAGAAACUCCAUUCAAGUGCACUGUGUGUGGGAAGGCAUUUGCACAUUCAUCACAUCUUAAAACACACCAGAGAAUACACAGGAGAAACACCCUUCAAUGCACUGUGUGUGGGAAGGCAUUUGCACAUUCAUCAAUUGUUCAGGCCCACCAGAGAACACACACGGGAGAGAAACCCUUCAAGUGCACUGUGUGUGGGAAGGCAUUUGCAAUGUCAUCACAUCUUAAAAGACACCAGAGAAUACACACAGGAGAAAGACCCUUCAAGUGCACUGUAUGUGGGAAGGCAUUUGCAUAUUCAUCAAUUCUUCAGGUCCACCAGAGAAUACACACAGGAGAAACACCCAUCAAGUGCACUGUGUGUGGGAAGGCAUUUGCACAUUCAUCACAUCUUAAAACACAUCAGAGAAUACACACAGGAGAAACACCCUUCAAGUGCACUGUGUGUGGGAAGGCCUUUGCAUAUUCAUCAAUUCUUCAGGUCCACCAGAGAACACACACAGGAGAGAAACCAUUCAAGUGCACUGUGUGUGGGAAGGCGUUUGCAUAUUCAUCACAUCUUAAAACACAUCAGAGAAUACACACAGGAGAAACACCCUUCAAGUGCACUGUGUGUGGGAAGGCGUUUGCAUAUUCAUCAAUUCUUCAGGGCCACCAGAGAACACACACGGGAGAGAAACCCUUCAAGUGCACUGUGUGUGGGAAGGCAUUGGCAGACUCAUCACAUCUUAAAAUACACCAGAGAAUACACACAGGCGAUACACCAUUCAAGUGCACUGUGUGUGGGAAGGCGUUUGCAUUUUCAUCAAUUCUUCAGGUCCACCAGAGAACACACACGGGAGAGAAACCCUUCAAGUGCACUGUGUGUGGGAAGGCGUUUGCAUAUUCAUCACAUCUUAAAACACAUCAGAGAAUACACACAGGAGAAACACCCUUCAAGUGCACUGUGUGUGGGAAGCCAUUUGCAUAUUUAUCAAUUCUUCAGGUCCACCAGAGAACACACACGGGAGAGAAACCCUUCAAGUGCACUGUGUGUGGGAAGGCGUUUGCAGUGUCAUCACAUCUUAAAACACAUCAGAGAAUACACACAGGAGAAACACCCUUCAAAUGCACUUUGUGUGGGAACGCGUUUGCAUAUUCAUCACAUCUUAAAGCACAUCAGAGAAUACACACAGGAGAAACACCCUUCAAAUGCACUGUGUGUGGGAAGGCGUGUGCAUAUUCAUCAAUUCUUCAGGUCCACCAGAGAACACACACGGGAGAGAAACCCUUCAAGUGCACUGUGUGUGGAAAGGCGUUUGCACAUUCAUCAUAUCUUAAAAAACACCAGCGAACACAUACAGGAGAAAAACCCUUCAAGUGCACUGUGUAUGGGAAGUGUUUUCAACAGUUAGGGGAUCGAAACAAGCAUCAAAGCAUUAAUCAGGAAAUUAAUCUGAAAUCGGCUUGUGAAAGUCAAAGUGCUGCAAUAAGUCCAUCCCUCAUGAAACAAGAACCAGAAAAACAUUUGAGAUAUGAAGCGUCGCCAGGAGUGAAGGCGAAAUGUCAAGAAGUGAAAAUGAAAUUUGAAUCCGUGAAGGUGAAGAGCGAAGAGGUGAUGGUAAAGAAUGAAGAAGUGAUAGUGAAAUGUGAGAAUGAAGAUUCAACUCCAAAAUCCGACCUUCACAUCGAUGGAGGCAGCGUGAAGCUGGAGGAGACUGUGGACUCUGAGGCAGAGCGACGCAACUCCCAGCAAUUUGUGGAUGUGGAGGUGUGGGUGGAUUUUUUAUGCAAUACUGAGUCAAAUGGAGACCAAGUAGAUGUGUAUCAUUGAGCUUAGGAUAAAGAAGUUCCAUUUAAUUAACAUUCCUUUCCCAUAAUAGAGGAUUUUUGGGUUACAUUGUGCAAAUAUAUAAAUUUGUCGUUAAAACCCGCCACCACCCGACCAUGCCGACUAGUAAGGGUUGUCACGUAAACAGAACAUGUCAAUUUGUCACUAGUACAGCACACCGGUGUGUUGGAGAGCCAAGCCACAACAUUUACAAUCUGAUUACGACGCUUCAGUACAACUAGCUUCAUCAGGCGACAGCCAGAUUUGUGCCUUUCCCAUUACAAGGGUUUAACCUCCACGUAGUCAAUAGAGGCAGUGUGAAGCAGGAGGAGGCUGCGGACUGAGAGGGUGAAAUGAAACCCAGCAGUUUGUGGAGGUGGACUUGGAGGAUGCAGAGUAGGAGCGGCCAGCAUGUGUGGACUCGGAGGUUGGGUAGAUCUGUAAGCAGGAGUAGGAGACAAAAAAGCUCCACAGCAUUCAACGUGUUAUAAUAUUAUUUACAUUAAUAAUUGACGCUUGCAUAAAUGUUUUAUUUCUUUCUCACUAUGUAGGCAAUCUUGCUAAUCAAAGGUUAAAUGCUUCCGCAAUUAACAGGUCCCUGCAGGGUGGGCUGGUAGGAACAUUGGAAUUUUUCACUUCGUUAAAGUAUUGAAAGGGGACGGACGGACGGACACAUUAAUCUAUUGCAGGCUGGUACACUCAGUUUACAACUUCGUUCCUACCAGUAUAAGCGGCUUGUAUCAUAUUUCAUCUCAAUCGUUCGACGGCUAGCCCAAGUGGCAGCUGUCCCUUUGUGGUACAAGGUUACUCAGCACCGACCUGCACGUGGACAUGAGUCUGCCAGUAGGGUGGAGCGAUGAUGUGUAACCCCAGUCGGGUAAUUUGUGGCUCAACUUUAGAAUCUGGCAAUUUUGACCCUGACACCAUGAAUGUUGAACAUCCACUGUUAAGCAGAUGGUGCGUAUUUUUGGUCAAUAUGGCUGCAGUAAUCAUGAGGGCUGCCGGACAAAUAUCAACCGUGCUAUCACUUGGCUUCUCGCAUUCUAAGAAUGCAUGCAGGUGUAGGCAUCCAUUCAGAGAUCAGUGUACAGUAAAUGUGAUGUAAUGUGAUGCAGUAUAUUUCAAUGCAAUAAUUCAAUGUUGGCGAUGUGUCUCUUGAUAAUUUAGAGUUAUAAUUUUAACAUCUGAUUCUGAGCAUUUACAGCAAAAAACUCUUAUCCAGCACCCAUGGGGAAUCGAGGGUGCCAGUUCAUCAAAUGUGCCGGUUAUCUGAGAGGUAUACUUUAUGGUUCAGAAAAAUUCUCAAAUGUAAAAAUGUUUUAAUGAAGAAAUGUAACAUACAUUUUAACUGAUAUUCAAAAUUAUUUGCAAUUUUACAGAGGUACUCACCAGUCAUUUGCACAGCAUUUUAAGUUUAUUGUAAAGAAGCAGUGGUGCUGUUUAGAUUACAGUGUACAGUAGUGCAGUACUGUUAUACAAGUACAGUGAAACAAUUAGGUUAGGCAGCCCACAACAGGAUCACAAUGGCCGAUUGCAGAUGAUUGCAAUUGCGACUCCAUUAGCGCCACCGCUCGGCAACGUCACAAAGCACGCUGCAAGAUGCCAGAAUUUUUCUCUAAACGUGAAUUAAUAUUUACAUUGCCGUUUUAGAGAUGCCGGUUAAUAGAGCAUUCCGGAUGGUAAAGUACGUGAUAGCAGAGAAGUUGCUGUAAGUACCAUUUGGUAUAAAAGGGUCAAAAAUGGAAUGUCCUAACUAGACGAAUGUUUGUUUUGAAAGUAACCUGUGCGGAGCAUUUACGUGACUGCUGUUGUUCAUGUGAUACUGGGUCAAAUGUAUUUUUCUAAGCUUUGGAAUCAUAUCCCCCAACUCAUUGUCUUCGAAAUCACGAAUAUAGUAUAUACAAGGGAAAACACUGAAAUGUUACAUCAAGGAGAUAUUUUCUCAAUAAAGAAUUAAAGCUUUCGUGACUUCA